AUGUAUAGUCGUGUCUCACGCAAUCAGGCGUAUGCCUAUGUUGUCAGGGACGGUGACGUGGCAGGUGCACCUAUUGUCUCGGACGAAAACGCUGCUCGUGAAUUGAAAGAGCUUGAACUUUUGUAUGAUGUGAUGUCACAAACACAUCCUCCAAAAGAUGCCAUUAAAAUACGACGGGUUAUUCGAACUCGUUGGACAGGUCUUCUUGAAAAGCUCUAUCGCCGGUUACUGGGACCUGUUGAGGGGCUUCUGCCUCCGCCUGCGUUAAAAUCACAUGUACCUCCCUCUGAAGUGGGCCAAAUAUGCUUCAUUGAUACAUGGGCUCCGAGUCAAAUUCCCAUCCCUUUUCCUGCACUUUGGAACUCCACAGACGGGGCUUCAUGCUUGCUUCAAUGGGCCGUAUUCAAAGCAAAUCGCCCGUGGGACUUAAUUUGUUCGGCAGAGGUUCCUUGGUCUAGUCCCCUAGCGAGAUCCCCUGUUAUUACGCGUGUUAUUACUCCAAUCACUGUUCGGCCUACCAUGAGCGUAUCAGAGUCAUCCUUUCGUCCCGGGACAAAUAUGGUGACCUAUGUGAACACCAGCGGCUUUGGAUGCGCCUCAAUGAAGGACACGACCCACGCGCGACACUCGAAAGGAAGCAAUAACGUGGAAGAUGGAGGAUUGUGGCAUAAUGUUCCAUGGGAGCAUUGGCUGGGGAGGGUAUUGGGUACUGUUCGCGCUGGGAUUCCGACGUAUGCAUUCAUCAAGGGCAAGGUUCCUGCACGGAGUGGAUCAACUGCCUUGUUUAUUCAUGAAGUAAUACCCGCAGAGCGGAGCGAAAUCUCAUGCGCAAGGUCAUUGUCGUCGUCGUCGUUGUCGUCGUCGUCGCCGUCACCGUCGUCAAAUGGGACGGGAAAGAUGCUUUCAGUCCGUCGAGGGAUCCCUUAUAAUCAAAGUUCGGAUUUGUUUGUGUCUCAUGUUGUGGGCCGUGAUACUGGAGUAGGUAUUCACCGUGCGGCCGUUUUACCGGUAGUUAAAGUGGCUGGGCAGGAGCCAGCAAGAACGUAUGCGUCCUUUUUAAGGGCACUUGUCGCAACAAAUGAUAUGACGGCAGCUAAGGCAUACCGCUUGGCGGUACUGCUUUCAUGGCAAACUGACUGCAGGGAGGAGCCCUGGCGUGCAGCUGCGGUCAUGUUGUUUAACUAUGGUGGUACGAUGAAUACGCUUGGCUUUCUGCACGAGGAAUACUGUAAGAAACGCUACUUAAAAAUACCCCCUGCUUUUGCAAGUAAAGAGGCGACUUCCAACAAUGACACGGAGAACCAGCAGAAUGGCUCACAACCAUCGAAGGAGCGCCCCUGCAUUGUGAAUACGGUGGAAGGUCGUUAUGUACAAAACCAUGGUAUUGACGUCAUCUAUGAUGUCGUGCUACACGGGUUAUCUACCUCCAGACCGCAAGGGGAGGUUGCGAUCCUUGAUAAUAUGAUUCAAUGUAUUGAACGAAACAGGUCAACGCUGGAAGAGUGCGUUGAAAGACACAGAGAGGGUAAAGGUGUCGCACAGACACUUGACUCGCCUCCUGUGGAAUCGGUUUCUGCACCAUCCUCUACUUCGGGCGAGGGGGGGUCCUUUGUUUCGGCGAUGAGGAGCAUGGUCACGGCACCUGGGGCUGGCGGGGCAAACACAGGCCCCAGUGCUUUGCCUGCCCGUGAAAUACGACCACCGAAAGGCAAUCAGCCGCCAAAUGGCCGAAAGCCGCCGCCUGGCAGCUAA
This is a messenger RNA of Trypanosoma conorhini, 1752 nucleotides long. RefSeq lists its product as uncharacterized. The coding region runs from base 1 to 1752 and encodes 583 amino acids. The record is from RefSeq and is a predicted model, not a curated record. The transcript has a single exon. Lineage: Eukaryota; Euglenozoa; Kinetoplastea; Trypanosomatida; Trypanosomatidae.